AUGGCUGAUCGCGAUUGUCUCCUCCCCCAGCGCCCGUCUAUGCGUACCAUGCGCGAGAGGCUUGUGUCUCCUGUCAGGGACUUCAGGAUCGACGCCUUAGGAGCCGGAGCUGGUACUGGACCGGGAGGAGUCCGCGCUCUCGCCGCUGCCCUCGGCCUCACCAUGCCUGUGUCCAUCUUCGCCGAUGUGCCCCAGGCCCAGCCUGUUCUUGUCUUCAAGCUCACCGCAGACUUCCGCAAGGACCCGGACCCCCGCAAGGUCAACCUAGGAGUGGGAGCAUAUCGCACAGAUGAAAGCCAGCCCUGGGUUUUGCCAGUAGUGAGAAAGGUGCAGCGACAGAUUGCUGCUAAUGAGAGUAUAAACCAUGAGUACUUGCCUAUCCUGGGAUUGCCAGAAUUUCGAAACAAUGCUUCCCGAAUUGCUCUUGGAGAUGACAGCCCAGCCAUCAAGGAGAAUCGGAUAGGAAGCGUGCAGGGUUUGGGAGGAACGGGGGCCCUUCGAAUUGGAGCUGAGUUCUUGCGCAGAUGGUACAAUGGAGCGAAAGGUGCAGCUACCCCGGUCUAUGUGUCUUCUCCAACCUGGGAAAAUCAUAAUGGUGUGUUUAGUGCUGCUGGCUUUACAGACAUCCGAACUUACCAUUACUGGGACGCAUCUAAGAGAGGACUUGACCUUCAGGGCAUGCUACAAGACAUGGAGAAAGCUCCAGAGUUCUCCAUCUUCGUUCUUCAUGCCUGUGCACAUAACCCAACUGGCACAGACCCAACCCCGGAGCAAUGGGAGAAGAUCGCUUCUGUCAUGAAGCGUCGGUUUCUGUUCCCCUUUUUCGACUCAGCCUAUCAAGGUUUUGCAUCUGGGGACCUAGACAAGGAUGCUUGGGCUGUCCGCUAUUUUGUGAAUGAGGGCUUUGAGCUCUUCUGUGCUCAGUCCUUCUCUAAGAACUUCGGGCUCUACAAUGAGCGGGUGGGGAACCUGAUCGUGGUUGGGAAAGAUGGUGAUAACGUCCUGCGUGUCCUUUCCCAGAUGGAGAAGAUAGUGCGUGUUGUGUGGUCCAACCCCCCUGCUCAGGGAGCUCGGAUCGUGGCCACCACCCUUUCCAGCCCCGAGCUCUUUAAUGAGUGGAGAGACAACGUGAAGACCAUGGCCGACCGGAUUCUCUUGAUGAGAGCCGAGCUCCGAUCCCGCCUCGAGGCCCUGGGCACCCCCGGCACCUGGAACCACAUCACCGACCAGAUCGGCAUGUUCAGUUUCACCGGCCUGUCCGCUAAGCAAGUGGAAUAUCUAGUCAAUGAAAAGCACAUCUACUUACUGCCAAGUGGCCGGAUCAACAUGUGUGGCCUGACCACAAAGAAUCUGGAUUAUGUGGCCACUUCCAUCCAUGAAGCUGUCACUAAAAUCCAGUGAAGAAGCCCCAAUCCAACCAGCACCACCAAAGUUGCUGUCUAUCGUGUGUGUGUAUCCCCUGCUUGCCUAGACCCAUUAUCUAUAUAGUGUAUUAGUGACAAUCAAAGGACUGAAAUGACUACAAGUGGUGGGGAUGCCAGUGUUUGGAAUUGACAUCAUUUGAGUUUACCCAGGAUUGGCGUCCUUUUGGAGGCCCAUGAAAAAUUAAUGUUUUGAUUUAAAGGCCCCCCCCCCAAAAGUAGGAACCCCUCCCCCAUACCAUGUUAAUGAUCAUUAUGUUAUUUAGGCAUGUUGGCCCACCCUCCCUCAAUCAGUGUGUUCGUAGUUCAUUUGCUUCUGUGUGGGUAUUGUGAAGGAUAGAUGAUGCCAAAUCAUUUAGUCGUGGAGCAAAACCUACCCCAAAGAUCAAGUCAGCAGAAGAAUUCUGUGAUUGUAGCCAUUGGCAAUACCAUUAAAAAACACCAAAACAAAA
Molecule: messenger RNA, 1873 nt
Organism: Gracilinanus agilis (Agile Gracile Mouse Opossum)
Lineage: Eukaryota; Metazoa; Chordata; Mammalia; Didelphimorphia; Didelphidae
Gene: GOT1
Product: glutamic-oxaloacetic transaminase 1
Exons: 9
Coding region: 1-1401 (466 amino acids)
Biological process (GO): L-aspartate biosynthetic process
Cellular component (GO): cytosol
Molecular function (GO): pyridoxal phosphate binding; L-aspartate:2-oxoglutarate transaminase activity
Source: RefSeq, a predicted model, not a curated record